Molecule: messenger RNA, 2670 nt
Organism: Lytechinus pictus (painted urchin)
Lineage: Eukaryota; Metazoa; Echinodermata; Echinoidea; Temnopleuroida; Toxopneustidae
Product: piercer of microtubule wall 2 protein-like
Exons: 4
Coding region: 450-836 (128 amino acids)
Biological process (GO): axoneme assembly
Cellular component (GO): axonemal microtubule
Source: RefSeq, a predicted model, not a curated record
AUGCAUAACAUGCUCAGCGCUCGCGCGCAGUUGGCGCUCGCUCGCUUUAUCUGGCUUUAACGUACGACACAAUUUGGAUAAGCAUAGCGCAGAAUCAUAGCAGCGCGCGAAAUUCCGUGCCAAUAUACCGUACGUUGCGAUUGAGUUCAGUUACUAUGUGCGCUAGAGAUGGCUCCGCUUGUUUUAGUUGGUGUCCUAGCAACGUGCAUCGACAUGCCGUGUUGUUUUGUUUACAUGUACUGUGUGUUGCCUCAGCUAGCUCAUAAUUGUCAGUGACAGCUCGACAGCAUCAUUCGAUGUUCGGCCCUAGCCCUGCUACAUACUGAGCCUGGACAACACAACCAGACGCCAUUUUCAAUUGUUUAUCAGUGGACCAGAAAUCAUAAAUUUAUUAACAGUGAUUAAUAAUAUUAAGGGCAGUGUGAAACUGAAAUAUUCCUCAAUUCAAAAUGGAGCGAGCUGGAACUGACACUCAUCAUCAUGACCAUUCCCGUCAUCAUCAUGAACAGAUGGAUACAGACAGGACAGGACGUGAUCAGGUACUUGCCACAACUACUCUUGAGAAGACAAGUGGAGCCAAAACAUCAGACUUCUAUAGAACAGAAAAACUUCCACACAGAUUUGAAAAUCCUGAGGUAUUUGAAGGAUAUAAUCACAAACCCCAGAACCUUCUUUAUCGUACUACAAGCAUGGGAUAUGGCAGUAUACCUCCCACUGUUGACACAGUACCCACUUGUUUCCGUGCACGUACUAAUAAAUUCUCAGAGCAUCUAGGUAAAUGUGGCAUGUACCGCAAUGAAGGAUUGAAUACAAGCAUGGAAUCAAGCGGAGUGUGAUGAUCAACUGAAUAUUCCAGCUUGUCGAUAGCAACAUUCUGACAUUGAAAUGAAUCUUAACUCAGCCAAAGUAGAAAGGACAAUGCUACAAGGUUAUCUUUGUGAACUCAACAAAAAUGAAGUGUCAUUUUUUUCUCCAUAAUUUGUGAAUCAAAUAUUCAGCAAGGUCCAUGGUUCAACCCUUCUUCAAGAUGAAUUUGAUAAUUCAUGUGCUGUAGAAGAUUACAAGUUGUAUGCAAUAUGCUAUGUACAUAUCUUGUAAAUAGAGAAAAGAUGUUCUACUGUACUCUUCUGCAAAGUGAAAUGUUUGAAGAACCGGCAUAUCCAACAGGUCAUAUUAUGCUUAUUCUGUUAACAUACUUGAAAGAGGCUCACAAAGUGUUUGUUUCAGUACAAAUGAAAGCCAAAGAUGCACUAUGAUACGCCCUGCCUUGGUUAAAUGUACAUGCAGGUUUUUUUUUUAAACACUUCAUUGUUUGAAGAUCAAGUUUAUCAUGCUUUUACCAUUUUCAUUAAUGAAUUACCUUAUAACUGAGAAAGACAUUGCCUACUGAUUCCUUGUCCCAUUUGUUGAUGGUUCAAUCCAAGACACUUGAUAUGAAUAAUUAGUAAAGUAGUACAGUACUGCCGUACAUGAAGUAUCAAUAGUCAAAGCUACUGAAAAUUGGAAAUUUUGAUUUGACAUGGGCAUAAAACUAAUUGUGGCAAAGAAAUUAUAUAAAAGUUUUAUCUGAAUGUAGAAUAUCUUGUUUCAGCCUUUAAAAAAAUGUCAAAUGGCCUCUAAAUACACUGACUAGGUUGUGUUCAAACUUGUCAACUGAAAACGUCGGAUAGAGCCUUGUUAAAUUUUGUAAGGAUUCGGGAAUCAGAUAUUGAUAACAACUUUAUAUGAAGUGAAGCCCUAUUACCUCCGUUUUGAAGAUACAUACAGUGUAUAUUGAUGUAUGAACACCCUAACUGUACACAAUAUAAAUCAUACAAUUCAGACAGUUACCCGGUAUUUUAAAGUCAGGAAAUUUGAAAAUACCCAUUUCCAAAAGCAAAAUCAGGAAAUUUGACAUAAUCUUUUUUCCAGGAGCAAAACGUCAAAGUAUUUAUCAGUUCUAAUAAGUUAUGGAAUUUGUUUUUUAUUCUACAUUGUGGAAGAACAUUUACUUUUUUUUUUCAUUCAUUAGCAUCCUUGAGCUGACCCUAUAUAAACAUUGCAUGGGACAUUGAAAUUGGUUAAUCAGUUAGAUUGCACUUGGCAAAUGGUCAAGUCCUAGAAAAGUGUUGGACCGCAGUCCUUUUUGGCAAUUUGGCCUUGUAGUCUAAAAAGUCAAGAAAUUUUAGAUAUGUUAAAAUAUAUGAAACUUGCAUGUACAGGAUAUGAUACGAUUCACCCCAAACAACAUAGUUUACACACCUACAUGUAUUUGGGGAUACCGAUAUACAUAUAUUGGAAAGUGAUGUGAUUAAACGUUUUUGUUAACUAUCUUUUUUAAAUGUAUUUAAUGUACUGUCCUAAUAACAUAAAAACAAGGGAUACUGAAUGUAACACAAAUAUUACUGAAAAAGUUCAUCCGAUUGGCAUGUAGACAUGAGAAAACAUUCUUUUUUUUCCACAAUCACGAAAAUUUACCUUUUGGGGGUAAGCUUUUGCUUGCUAGGAAAGCUUGCCAGGCGAGGGCCUGACGAAGCUAGCAGCCUACAUGUAGCAAGCAAAAGCUUACCAAAACGGGUUACGUCUCAUGAUUGGAAAAAAGAAUGUUUUCUCAUCAUAACAAAUAUUAUUCGUGAAGUAUUAUUUAUUGUGUCACAAAUCUUUGAAUAAAUACUCAUUUUUACAUGUAAA